AUGGAAAAUAGGGAAAAGAGGGCGAGGGAAAAUUUUCCCGAUGGUGAAAUUUUUUUGUGUGAGGAAAGUUAUGGGAAGAAUUUGAAAGAAAUAAAAAUGUUUGAGAAUAUAAAAAGUGAUAUGAGUUUAAUUAUUAGUGAGCAGUUAAGGAAAAGAUCAAGAACUACAUUUAAAUUAAAAAAUAUAGAGAAGAAAUAUAUAUAUUUAAAAGAUAUAUGUGAUUUAUUAAAUAAGAGUUUAUUAGAAGGAGAGAAUAUAUUAAAAAAGGAUAAAGAAUUAAUUAAUGCUUAUUUUGAAUAUACUACUAGUAAUUUAUAUUAUAUAUUUAUAAAAUAUGAGAAUAUUAUAUGUGAUAUGUCUGAGAUGAAUGUACAUAUGAAAUUAAAGUUGAAGAAAAUAAAAGAAGAAGAAUUAAUGCAUUUUAAAGUGUGUUAUGAAAAAUUAAAAAAUAGUAUGAAUAUAUUAAAGGAAAAAAAAAGUCAUAUUAUUUUAUUAAAAGAAGAUUUACAUUUUUUGAAUGAUGAAUAUGAUAAUAUUCAAAAAAUUAUGGAGGAUAAAAAAAGUAAGGAUCUCAAUUUGACAUUAGAAAAGAGUUAUAAUGAAUUGUUGAUACAACUUGAAAAAUAUAAAAAGGAACUCGAAGAAAUUAAAGAAAAAUGUAAUAAUCAAAUGAAAGAGAAAAAGAAAACUUGUAUAAAUUUAAAUAUGAUACAAGAAAAUAUAUUAGACAUAAAUGAAAUAAUAAAAAAAUUAAAUGAAGAAAAUGAUUUAAUGAAUGAAGAUCUUGAAAAAUUAGAAAAUGAAAAUAAUGAAAUAAUAAAAAAGAUAAUGGAAGAUAAUAAUAAAAUAGAAGAAAAUUGCCAUAUAUUAAAUAAUAAAAUCGAAAGUAUAGAAAAUGAAAUUAGUGAUUAUAAUAUUAAAAAAAAGGACCUAUUAUAUGAAUAUGAGAACUUGAAGAAUAGACUAAAGAAUAUUACUCUUGUAUGUAAUGAGAAAAAAAAAAAAGAUGAAAAUUAUUCAAAUAUUAUAAAAAAUAAAAGUGAAAUGUUGAUUAGUAAUAAGAAGAUAUUAAAAGAAACCGACAAGGAAUAUCAAUUAUUAAAUGAUGAUUUUUUAACAUGUAAGGAAAAUUAUAUAAAGCUAGAAAAGGUAUAUGAAAAUAAUCAGAAUAAAUUGGAAGAUACUAAAAAGAUCAUCAAUGAUUAUAUAUGCAUGUGUGAAGAAAAAAAAGUAUGUUUAUUAAAUAUUGAAAAAAGUAAAGAAAAUAAUGAAAUAGAAAAAAUCCAAAUUCUAGAUCUUAUAGAAAAUGAUGAGAAAGAAUUAAUUGAUCAAAAAAAUAUAUUUUUGAAACUUUCAAAAAUAUUAAAUUUAAUACAUUUAUCAUAUGAACAAUAUGAUGAGAUUCAGAAUGAAAAGUGUACCAUGACAAAAAAUGAAGAUGAUUAUACAAAGAAAUAUGAGGAAUUAUUAAUAAAGUAUGAAAAUGUGAAGAAUCAAGUGAAGGAUAAAAAAGAAAUAUUAGAUAAUAAAAAGCAAGAAAUAAAAAAGGUAGAAGACAUGUUAAAUACAUAUAAUAUAGAAAUGAUUUCAUAUAAUGAUAAAAAGGAAGUGAUGAAUAAAAAUGAAAAGGAAUUAAAUGAAAAAAAAAACAAGUGUAUAAAAAAAUUGAAAGAUGAGGAAACGAACCAUAAUGAAGAUAUUAUAAUAAAAAAAACUAAGAAUCAAUUAGAAUUAAAAUAUGAAGAAUUAAAAAAUAAUAUGCAUACACAGAAGAUAGAAAAACAGCAACAACAUAAUAAUUUUUUAAAGCAAGGAGAAAAGGAAAAGUUAGAAUGUGAUUUACAAUUAUUUAUUUCUGAAAUCAAAAAUCAAAUUGAGAAGGAUAAAGAAGAAAAGAAAAAUAUAAUAAUCCAAAAGGAAAGAGAAUUACAAAUUUAUCAAAAAAGAUAUAGUUCUUUGAAGGUUGUAUAA
This is a messenger RNA of Plasmodium falciparum 3D7, 1971 nucleotides long. RefSeq lists its product as uncharacterized. The record is from RefSeq and is a predicted model, not a curated record. Lineage: Eukaryota; Apicomplexa; Aconoidasida; Haemosporida; Plasmodiidae.